GGUGGCUGCAGACCGCGACGGGCGUCACGCCGCGAGUUCCCGGGCACCGCCACGCGCUCGCCGUCGCCGCACUCGCCAUUCGCCCUUCCCCGUCGGUCGGCACGGCGCGGCGUUCGCUCCCACCUCUCGGUCCGCACCCGGGCGCCCCCGGACGAUGGAGCGGCGUCGGAAGCGCCGCGACGGCCUGCGUGCAGCACGUGUGAGGGCGACGAGUGUGACGGCGCUGUGCUGAGCCGAGCCGUGCCUCCUGUGUGUGCCGUGCGCGAGUGACCGCCUCCUCCGGCUUGUACAGUGGAUUACUCCGUUCUGGUGAACAGUGGAUUCGUACGAGUGGCUUUUUUCAGUGUUUUACUUGCAGUGCUUAAACGGCCUCAGGAUAUUGGAAGGAAACACUGCAGGAUGGCGGCGGCGGCCGGCUAGGCGCCCGCUGCGGCUGCUGGAGAUGGCGCCCCUGCUGCUGGUGCUGCUGCUGGUGGCUGGCGGCUGCCGGCGCGCCGGCGCGGAGCGCGUGCGCGACCUCGAGGUGUCGGAGGGCGCCCCCGUCGGCACCCGCGUCGGCUUCAUCGGCGACGGCGGCGGCGGCGGCAGCAGCUCCUCCAGCGGCGGGGGCGGCGCGGGCGGCGGCGGGCCGCCCUACCUCAUCGUGCCCGUGCCCGGCAGCGCCGUCGACUCGGACCUCAGCAUCGAGCAGACGACGGGCGAGAUCCGCACCAAGGUGCCGCUGGACCGCGAGACGCGCUCCUCCUACUCGCUGGUGGCCAUCCCGCUCAGCGGCGAGAACGUGCGCGUCGUGGUGCGCGUCCUCGACGAGAACGACAACGCGCCCACCUUCCCCACCGACGCGAUGCUCAUCGAGUUCCCGGAGAACACGCCGCGCGACGUGAAGCGCACCCUGCACCCGGCCCGGGACCUCGACCUGGGCGCCUACAACACGCAGCGCUACAACAUCGUCUCCGGCAACACCAACAACGCCUUCCGGCUGUCGUCGCACCGCGAGCGCGACGGCGUGCUCUACCUGGACCUGCAGAUCAACGGCUUCCUGGACCGCGAGACCACCGCCGCCUACAGCCUGCUGAUAGAAGCGCUGGACGGCGGCAACCCGCCACUGCGCGGCACCAUGACCGUCAACAUCACCAUACAGGACGUCAACGACAACCAGCCCAUAUUCAACCAGAGCCGCUACUUCGCGACGGUGCCCGAGAACGCGACCGUGGGCACCAGCGUGUUGCAAGUGUUCGCCACCGACACGGACGCCGGGGAGAACGGACGAGUCGAGUACUCGAUAAACCGCCGGCAGAGUGACCGCGAGGGAAUGUUCCGCAUCGAUCAGGCGACGGGCCUCAUCGCCGUCAACAGGCCGCUCGACUUCGAGACGAAGGAGUUACACGAGCUGGUCGUCGUGGCCAAGGACCGCGGCGAGCAGCCGCUCGAGACGACCGCCUUCGUCUCGAUACGCGUCACCGACGUCAACGACAACCAGCCGACGAUCAACGUGAUAUUCCUCAGCGACGACGCGACGCCCAAAAUCUCCGAGUCGGCCCAGCCGGGCGAGUUCGUGGCGCGCAUCUCCGUGAACGAUCCCGAUUCCAAGACGGAAUACUCGAACGUGAACGUGACCCUGCAAGGAGGGGACGGCAAGUUCGGACUGGCGACGCGCGACAACAUAAUCUACUUGGUGAUCGUGUCGCAACCCCUGGACCGCGAGCUGCAGCCCAACUACACGCUGUCCGUGAUCGCGACCGACCAGGGCGACCCGCCGCUGCACGCGUCGCGCACCUUCCACCUGCUGGUCACCGACAUCAACGACAACGCGCCCGAGUUCGAGCGCGCCGUCUACUACGCGAACGUGCUCGAGGUGGCCGACCCGGGCACGUCGGUGCUGCAGGUGCGCGCGCAGGACCGCGACGAGGGCGACAACUCGGCGCUCUCCUACUCCAUCGCCGACACGCCCGAGACGCACUCGGGCUGGUUCCAGAUCGACGCCCGCUCGGGGCUCGUCACGACGAGGGCGCACAUCGACUGCGAGACGGACCCCGUGCCGCAGCUGACGGUCGUCGCCAGCGACAACGGCACGCCGCCGCUCUCGUCGUCCGCCACGGUGCUCGUCACCAUACACGACGUCAACGACAACGAGCCCAUCUUCGACCAGAGCUUCUACAACGUGUCCAUCCCCGAGAACGAGCCGCGGGGACGCUGCAUUCUCAAGGUAAGGCGCUGAUCAGAGCUGCGUGUUUUGUGAACAAGUGCCGUCGCCUGGUAAGUCUUUCUGCACCAACUGGCUAGUUCAAGACACGUCCCUCCAUAUGCACGUUGAAAUCAUGACUGUAAACUUACGUCCCUCUACUGCGCAGAACCCUGUACAGCACUAUUGCGAUUGACUGUGAAUGCUUCCGUAACGAAUUUUGAAAAAUGUAGUACUCAGCAGGCCUCGAAACGUGGCACUGUCGAUUCCCGUAGGACACUUAGUAACUACGCCGCUGUUCUCGGUACGCCAGAAUGUAUAUGUGCCAAUCAAACAAAUUCCUCGUGUAGCUCACUUCAGUUUUUAUGCGUCCAAGAGCAGCAGCACGUAAGCUAAAUGUGCCAAUGUUGUCCCCUAGGGCAGGUACGAACGUUGACACUGGGUAUUGUUUUCUUUG
Molecule: messenger RNA, 2639 nt
Organism: Schistocerca americana (American grasshopper)
Lineage: Eukaryota; Metazoa; Arthropoda; Insecta; Orthoptera; Acrididae
Product: protein dachsous-like
Exons: 3
Coding region: 443-2218 (591 amino acids)
Biological process (GO): homophilic cell-cell adhesion
Cellular component (GO): plasma membrane
Molecular function (GO): calcium ion binding
Source: RefSeq, a predicted model, not a curated record